This is a messenger RNA of Corythoichthys intestinalis (scribbled pipefish), 1536 nucleotides long. It is a transcript of the gene anxa1a, whose product is annotated as annexin A1a. Bases 168 to 1181 code for a protein of 337 amino acids. Gene Ontology annotation, biological process: negative regulation of T-helper 2 cell differentiation; endocrine pancreas development; positive regulation of G1/S transition of mitotic cell cycle. Gene Ontology annotation, cellular component: plasma membrane; cytoplasm. Lineage: Eukaryota; Metazoa; Chordata; Actinopteri; Syngnathiformes; Syngnathidae. The transcript has 12 exons. The record is from RefSeq and is a predicted model, not a curated record. Gene Ontology annotation, molecular function: cadherin binding involved in cell-cell adhesion; phospholipase A2 inhibitor activity; calcium-dependent phospholipid binding.
CGGUGUUAGUCCAAGUAAGGAGGGGAGUAUGGGCCGGGCUCGGUUUUAGGUGGAGUUUGUCCUGAUAUAAAUGAACUCCCUCUGCUUGCCGACCGCCCCUGUAAAGCUCGCACCUACACGUCUCUCCUUUCCAGCUUUACGAGUCCUGCAGCCAGUCCUACUCCACCAUGUCUUUCAUCAGAGAGUUUAUGAUGCAAACAGUCUAUCUGGGCAUGCCCGAUGAGUCAAUCUUAAAAAACGAGGGGACCGUGAAGUCCUCGCCAAACUUCAGCGCCAGUGGUGAUGCAGCAGUCUUGGACCAGGCCAUUAAGGCAAAAGGUGUGGAUGAAAACACCAUCAUUGAAAUACUGGUGAAGAGGAGCAAUGAGCAAAGGCAGCAAAUUAAAGAAGCUUACCAACAAGCUAGCGGAAAGCCUCUUGAGGCAGCACUGAAGAAGGCAUUGAAGGGAGAUUUAGAGGAUGUGGUCAUGGCUCUUCUGAAAACGCCAGCCCAGUAUGAUGCCCAGCAACUGAAAAUGGCCAUGAAGGGGUUGGGAACAGAUGAGGACACCCUCGUUGAGAUUUUGGCCUCUCGGACCAACAUGGAGAUUUUGGAAAUAAAAAAGGCCUACAAGGAAGAGUACAAAAAGGACCUGGAGGAAGAUGUCAGAUCUGACACCAGUGGAGACUUCAGAAAUGCACUCCUUUCACUCUGCAAGGCCAACCGCACUGAGGGAGUGUGUGAACAACUAAUUGACAGUGAUGCCAGGGCUUUGUAUGAGGCUGGAGAGGGGAGGAAAGGAAAAGACUGCUCCGUUUUCAUUGAAAUCCUUACUGUCAGGAGUGCCCCUCAUCUCCGUGAAGUGUUUCAGAGGUACUCUAAGUACAGCAAGGUUGAUGUGGCCAAAGCAAUUGAUCUGGAGAUGAAGGGUGAUAUUGAGAAUUGCCUCACAGCAGUCGUCAAGUGUGCUGGGAGCAGGUCUGCUUUCUUUGCUGAGAGGCUGUACCUAGCCAUGAAGGGAUCUGGAACCCGCAAAAACAUCCUUACACGUAUCAUGGUGAGCCGCUCAGAAAAAGAUUUGAAACUAAUCAAGGCAGAAUACAAGAAAAAAUAUGGGAAAACACUCUACCAGGACAUUCUGGAUGAUACGAAAGGAGACUAUGAGAAGAUUCUCCUUGCUCUCUGCGGGAGUGAGGACUGAUUUGUCUUCUACUUACUAUAAGCUCUAAAACGGCUAACAGGGCCAUCAAAACUGAAGGACGGCCUCCAAGUCCAACAGCGUAAAAUAACCUCCUGUCAUGAAACCUAAGUAUUAACAGGGAUGGGAAAAGAUUGCAUUGUAUCUGUUGAGGGAUGUUUAUUUGGCAAUCUUUUCAAUAAAAUACUUAUUCUUACCAUGGAUUUAAGUUUACCAAAAGAUGUCGAAAUAAUAAAGCGGGUGCAUGAAAAAAAAUAAAGCUUGCGACACAGAAACCAAAAUACCCUCCUCCUCCUGUGAAAAAUACUGUAUACCUGUGCAACUGAAGGAGUUUAAGCAAAUAAAAAUGCUUUUUUUA